Messenger RNA from Spirodela intermedia, 12543 nucleotides. Lineage: Eukaryota; Viridiplantae; Streptophyta; Magnoliopsida; Alismatales; Araceae. The record is from the annotation of a GenBank genome assembly.
AUGGUUAGAGAGGGAGUUGUGUUGGGUCAUAUUGUGAGUGAAAGGGGUUUAGAGGUGGAUAGAGCAAAAAUUGAUAUUAUAUCUAAAAUGAAACCUCCAAAUUCAAUAAAAUAGAUUAGAUCUUUCUUGGGUCAAGCAGGUUAUUAUAGAAAAUUUAUUCAAGAUUUUUUGAAAAUUUCUAAACCUCUCACCAUACUAUUAUCUAAAGAUAUGCCUUUUAAUUUUGAUGAGAAAUGUUUUGAGUCUUUUUCCGUAAUAAAAAGAUUACCUACUGAGGCACCCAUUUUACAAGCUCCUGAUUGGUCCCUUCCCUUUGAAAUAAUGUGUGAUGCAUCGAAUUAUGCAGUGGGGGCCGUUCUAGGACAAACAAAAGAGUCAAAACCCAUAGUAAUUUCAUAUGCUAGUAAAACUAUAUCCGAUGCUCAAUUAAAUUAUACCACGACUGAAAAAGAGUUGUUAGCUGUAGUAUUUUUGUUAGAAAGGUUUAGAUCAUAUAUUUUGGGAGCUAAAAUUAUUAUUUAUACUGAUCAUGCAGCAUUAAAAUAUCUGUUAAAUAAGAAAGAUGCAAAGCCACGUUUAUUAAGAUGGAUUUUAUUGUUGCAGGAAUUUGACUUAGAAAUAAAAGAUAAAAAAGGUUUCAAGAAUGUUGUUGCUGACCAUCUUUCUAGAUUAAGUGAUACAGGAAUAAAUGCAGCACCUUUACAAGAUGUAUUUCCAGAUGAACAAUUGAUGGCAGCUCAACAUCAACCAUCACCAUGGUAUGCACAUAUUGUUAAUUUUUUGUUUUUUGGAAAAACUCUAAAACAGUGGGAUAAGAACAGAAAACAUCAUUUCUUUUCUAAGAUUAGAAAUUAUUUUUGGCAUGAUCUUGAUUUAUAUUAUUUGGGCAAUGAUCAAAUUUUAAGGAGAUGUGUUCCUGAAGAAGAAUAUCAUAUCAUUAUUAACAUGUGCCAUUCAUCUAACUGUGGAGGACAUUUCUCUAGACGAAAAAUAGCUGCAAAAUUUUUUCAGUGUGGUUUUUAUUGGCCUACAAUCAUUACAGAUUCUAUAGAAUUUAUUAGAACAUGUAUUUCAUGCCAAUCUAUAGGUAACAUGAGUAAAAAAGAUGAAAUGCCUAUGAGUAACAUAUUAGUAGUCGAAAUUUUUGAUGUAUGGGGAAUAGAUUUCAUGGGUCCUUUUCCAUCAGCUGAAAAAUAUGAAUAUAUUUUGCUUGCUAUUGAUUAUGUGUCGAAGUGGGUGGAAGCUAUUCCUACUAGAACUAAUGAUCAUAAAAUCGUGAUGAAAUUUGUGCAAAAAAAUAUUUUUUCGAGAUUUGGAUGUCUUAGAGUGAUUAUUAGUGAUGGAGGAACAUAUUUUAUAAAUAAACAUUUCAGGAAACUAUUGAAAAAGAAUAGGGUACACCAUAGAGUAGCCACUCCAUAUCAUCCCCAAACAAAUGGGCAAGCUGAAGUAGUAAAUAGGAAAAUUCAGAGAAUUUUGAGAAAAAUAGUUAGACCAGAUAGGAAAGAUUGGCCCACAAAAUUACAAGAUGCAUUAUGGGCUUAUAGAACAGCUUAUAAAAAUCCCAUAGGUAUGUCUGAUAAGUCUUCAUUAUCAUGAGUUAAUAAUUAGUAAAUAAUAUAGUUUUAGCCUUAACUCAUGAUAAAUAGACUUAUAUUUGUGUUAAAGUGUGAAAAGUGGUUUUCAGUUGAUUAAUGUGAAUUUUUGGGUAAUUAUGUGAUUUUAUACGAUUUUUACAGUCUUACUUUUGAGAUAAAUGAAGAAAAAGAAAUAAAAAUAAAAAUAUUGCAAAAUGGGGGGACCCGCCGGCCAGCCGGGCCCACAAGUGGGUCGGAAGCGUAGUCGAGAGUAGCUGCGAGCAGGGGCUCGAGCGGCUUAGCUUGGACCGAUAGGAGCACGUGUGCGCCACUCCCCUUCCACGUCACCGGUGGCCAGCCGGCUGUGGGGCAAGGAGUGGUCGUACACGCGAGAGAAGGGACUUUGCCUAAAAAGCUAACAUUACUAUAUAUUCGCUUGAAAAAUCGGCGCACAACCGAUGUGAGACUAAACCCGCGUCACACCUUCCUCAGAAGGGGGGGCGGACAACCGGCGCGGGUUCGAAUCCUCCCAGAGUCAAAAUUCAUAUAUUUUUAUCUGAUUAUCGCGACUUUCCUGCAGAUCGUCGGUGAAGGAUUAAGCAACCAGAAUCGCUGGAUCAUCGGCGAAAAUCUCGUCAACGCGAUUCACGGAGCAUUGCUACUAAAAUUGCUGAACGAUUCGCGAUAAAAGGAUCACGAAUCCAUCGAGUAAAUCAUCUCUGAUUGAUCGACGAACAAGCCGUCGUCGGGAAGAGGACGAUCCGCCGGGAGACGAGUCGCCACCUCUUGAGAGCGUACUAGAUGCGAUGAAGAGCCUCCCCUUGCUGCGCGGACCUGAGGAUGAAGCUCCCUAACACGCGCCCCACCUCCAUCCAGUUCCUCUCCAUUGGGUGACAGUCGCCGGAGAGCCGCAAAGUCACCGUUUUUCCGCUCCGCCGGGUGACAGCCGCCGGAGACGACUCGGCGACCCAUUUCAUUAAUUUCUAGACUUCGCGAGAAGAUCUAGAGAUUGCCCAUGUCGUCUUUGCCCAAGGAGAGCCUUCGAGGCCGUGGACACUGCACGACGAACCUCCCGAACGCUCAGGAUUCUGGUGCAUCGCCGACGCAUCGCCGUCGUGACGCCAGAACUCUGUUUUCCUACUUUUAAACUUACUUUACACUUCAUUUAGUGAUAUUUCUUUGUGAUUUUAAAGCCGCAAAGUCGCCGUUUUUCCGCUCCGCCGGGUGACAGCCGCCGGAGACGACUCGGCGACCCAUUUCAUUAAUUUCUAGACUUCGCGAGAAGAUCUAGAGAUUGCCCAUGUCGUCUUUGCCCAAGGAGAGCCUUCGAGGCCAUGGACACUGCACGACGAACCUCCCGAACGCUCAGGAUUCUGGUGCAUCGCCGACGCAUCGCCGUCGCGACGCCAGAACUCUGUUUUCCUACUUUUAAACUUACUUUACACUUCAUUUAGUGAUAUUUCUUUGUGAUUUUAAAGCCGCAAAGUCGCCGUUUUUCCGCUCCGCCAGCCGCCGAAGACGACUGACAUUUCAAAUUUCUAGACUUCGCCUAGACCCAUGUCGUCUUUGCCCAAGGAGAGCCUUUGGACAACGACGAACCUCCCGAAUCAGGAUUCACGACGCAUCGCCGUCGCGACGCCAGAACUCUGUUUUCCUACUUUUAAACUUACUUUACACUUCAUUUAGUGAUAUUUCUUUGUGAUUUUAAAGCCGCAAAGUCGCCGUUUUUCCGCUCCGCCGGGUGACAGCCGCCGAAGACGACUCGGCGACCCAUUUCAUUAAUUUCUAGACUUCGCGAGAAGAUCUAGAGAUUGCCCAUGUCGUCUUUGCCCAAGGAGAGCCUUCGAGGCCGUGGACACUGCACGACGAACCUCCCGAACGCUCAGGAUUCUGGUGCAUCGCCGACGCAUCGCCGUCGUGACGCCAGAACUCUGUUUUCCUACUUUUAAACUUACUUUACACUUCAUUUAGUGAUAUUUCUUUGUGAUUUUAAAGCCGCAAAGUCGCCGUUUUUCCGCUCCGCCGGGUGACAGCCGCCGGAGACGACUCGGCGACCCAUUUCAUUAAUUUCUAGACUUCGCGAGAAGACUUCGCGAGAAGAUCUAGAGAUUGCCCAUGUCGUCUUUGCCCAAGGAGAGCCUUCGAGGCCAUGGACACUGCACGACGAACCUCCCGAACGCUCAGGAUUCUGGUGCAUCGCCGACGCAUCGCCGUCGCGACGCCAGAACUCUGUUUUCCUACUUUUAAACUUACUUUACACUUCAUUUAGUGAUAUUUCUUUGUGAUUUUAAAGCCGCAAAGUCGCCGUUUUUCCGCUCCGCCGGGUGACAGCCGCCGAAGACGACUCGGCGACCCAUUUCAUUAAUUUCUAGACUUCGCGAGAAGAUCUAGAGAUUGCCCAUGUCGUCUUUGCCCAAGGAGAGCCUUCGAGGCCAUGGACACUGCACGACGAACCUCCCGAACGCUCAGGAUUCUGGUGCAUCGCCGACGCAUCGCCGUCGCGACGCCAGAACUCUGUUUUCCUACUUUUAAACUUACUUUACACUUCAUUUAGUGAUAUUUCUUUGUGAUUUUAAAGCCGCAAAGUCGCCGUUUUUCCGCUCCGCCAGGUGACAGCCGCCGAAGACGACUCAGCGACCCAUUUCAUUAAUUUCUAGACUUCGCGAGAAGAUCUAGAGAUUGCCCAUGUCGUCUUUGCCCAAGGAGAGCCUUCGAGGCCAUGGACACUGCACGACGAACCUCCCGAACGCUCAGGAUUCUGGUGCAUCGCCGACGCAUCGCCGUCGCGACGCCAGAACUCUGUUUUCCUACUUUUAAACUUACUUUACACUUCAUUUAGUGAUAUUUCUUUGUGAUUUUAAAGCCGCAAAGUCGCCGUUUUUCCGCUCCGCCAGGUGACAGCCGCCGAAGACGACUCGGCGACCCAUUUCAUUAAUUUCUAGACUUCGCGAGAAGAUCUAGAGAUUGCCCAUGUCGUCUUUGCCCAAGGAGAGCCUUCGAGGCCAUGGACACUGCACGACGAACCUCCCGAACGCUCAGGAUUCUGGUGCAUCGCCGACGCAUCGCCGUCGCGACGCCAGAACUCUGUUUUCCUACUUUUAAACUUACUUUACACUUCAUUUAGUGAUAUUUCUUUGUGAUUUUAAUUUACCAAAAUAUACUUUGUUCUAUUACGAUUCUUCCGGCUUUUACAGAUCUUAAUUUGAUUAAUUAAAUCGUCUGUAAUCGCUUACGUAAGAAUCGCUGGGUGGAACUCUGUUUCCGCCCGAUUCGCGUUCGCCGGGCGCUGACGUCAUCCUGACGUCCGCGCCCUUAUUUCCCUUUUUCGUGAAUUUUAAAUAUAUUUCCUUUUUAUUUCCUAGUAUAAAAUUUAUAGAAAAUCGUAUUAAUUGAGAAAAAUUCGGAAUAAUUACCAGAUAUUAUAUUACAUCCCUGUGAUCGACCUGGAAAAUUACUGCUAUUUUUGGAAAUUUUAUUGAAUUAUAAUUGAUAUAUUUAUUUAUAAAUACUUCUAAAUAUCCAAAAAUUCGUAUUUUCUAGUUUUAUAAAUUUUAGAUUUGCGUGAUUUAAUAGAAAACGACUGAGUCACGUCAAUGUCCCCAUUUCGUCUCAUUUUUGGAAAGCCAUGUCAUCUUCUUGUGGAAAUAGAGCAUAAAGCAUUAUGGGCUAUAAAAAAUUUAUGUAUGGAUGAAAAAUCAGCUGGUAGGUAUAGAAUUUUUCAACUACGUGAACUAGAGGAGUUGAGGAAUGAAGCUUAUGAAAAUCAUAGAAUAUAUAAAGAAAAAACUAAAACUUUUCAUGAUAAAUACAUUAGCAGAAAAAAAUUUGAUGUUGGACAAAAAGUGUGGUUAUAUGAUUCUAGGCUGAAAUUAUUCUCAAGAAAAUUAAAAUCAAAAUGGAAAGGGCCUUAUGUGGUGGAAGAGACAUAUGAUCAUGGGGCUUGACGUGACUCAGUCGUUGUAUAUUAAAUCACGCGAAUAUAAAAUUUAUAAAACUUGAAAAUACGAAUUUUCAGAUAUUUAGAAGUAUUUCUGAAUAAAUAUAUCAAUUAUAAUUUAAUAAAACUUCCAAAACUAGCGGUAAUUUUCCAAGUCGAUCACAUGGAUGUAAUAUAAUAUCUGGUAAUUAUUCAGAAUUUUUCUCAAUGAAUACGAUUUUCUAUGAAUUUUAUACUAGGAAAUAAAAAGGAAAUAUAUUUAAAAUUCAUGAAAAAAAAGGAAAUAAGGGUGCAGACGUCAGGAUGACAUCAGCGCCCGGCGAACGUGAAUCAGGUAGAAACAGAGUUCUGCCCGGUAAUUCUUUCGUAAGCGAUUAUAGAUGAUUUAAUUAAUCAAAUUAAGAUUUGUAAAAGCCGGAAGAAUCGUAAUUAAACAAAGUAUAUUUUGGUAAAUUAAAAACACAAAAUAUAAUCACUAAAUGAAGCGUAAAGUAAGUUUGAAAGCAGGAAAACAGAGUUCCGGCAUCGCGACAACGAUGCGUCGGCGAUGUACUGGAAUCCUGAGCGUUCGGGAGGAUCGUUGUGCGGUGUCCACGGCCUCGAAGGCUCUCCUUGGACAAAGACGACGUGGGCAAUCUCUAGAUCUUCUCACAAAGUCUAGAGAUCACUGAAAUAGGUCGUCGAGUCGUCUCCGGCGGCUGUCACCCGGCGGAGCGGAAAAACAGCGACUUUGCGGCUCUUCGGCGGCUGUCACUCAACGGAGAGGAGCUGGAUGGAGGUGGGGCGCGUGUCAGGGAGCUUCAUCCUCAGGUCUGCGCAGCAAGAGGAGGCUCUUCAUCACAUCUGGUACGCUCUCAGGAGGUGGCGACUCGUCUCCCGGCGGAUCGUCCUCUUCCCGACGACGGCUUGUUCGUUGAUCAAUCGGAGAUGAUUUACUCGAUGGAUUUGCGAUCCUUUUAUCGCGAAUCGUUCAACAAUUUUAGUAGCAAUGCUCCGCGAAUCGCGUUGACGAGAUUUUUGCCGAUGAUCCAGCGAUUUUGGUUGCUUAAUCCUUCACCGGCGAUCUGCAAGAAAGUCGUGAUAAUCAGAUAAAAAUAUAUGAAUUUUGACUCUAGGAGGAUUCGAACCCGCGCUGGUUGCCUGCCUCUGAGGAAGGUGUGGUUUAGUCCCACAUCGGUUGUGCGCCGAUUUUUCGGGCGAAUAUAUAGUAAUGUUAGCUUUGUAAGCAAAGUCCCUUCUCUCGCGUGUACGACCACUCCUUGCCCCACAGCCGGCUGGCCACCGAUGACGUGGAAGGGGAGUGGCGCACACGUGCCCCUAUCGGUCCAAGCUGCUCAAGCCCCUGCUCGCGGCCACUCCCCGACUGAGCUUCCGACCCGCUUGCGGGCCCGGCUGGCCGGCGGGUCCCCCAUUUUGCAAUAUUUUUAUUUUUAUUUCUUGUUCUUUAUUUAUCUCAAAAGUAAGACUGUAAAAAUCGUAUAAAAUCACAUAAUUACCCAAAAAAUCACAUUAAUCAACUGAAAACCACUUUUCACACUUUAACACAAAUAUAAGUCUAUUUAUCAUGAGUUAAGGCUAAAACUAUAUUAUUUACUAAUUAUUAACUCAUGAUAAUGAAGACUUAUGAGGGCUAUAAUGAUUAAAGAUCCUAAAAGUGAUCAUACCUUUAAGGUAAAUGGACAGUAGCUUAAACAUUACAUAGAGCAUGAACGCCUUGCAGAAAAAGAAAUUUUAUUAUUAAAAGAAAUUCAAGAGUAAGAUCAAGGAGUCCAGCUGAAGACAUUAAAUUCAGCGCUGCAUGGGAGGCAACCCAUGGUUUUUAUUUCAUUCUGUUUGAUUGUUUUUUAAGUUCUAUUUUUCUUAGAAUUUCGCAGUACUUAUUUCUGUAUUUGUUUUUUCGAAGAAGUGCAGGAGGAGUGUAAGAUGAAGUGGAAAAUUAAGAACGAGGUUGAGGUGAUGUCUUUCUGAGCUUUAUCAUUUAUGAAAAUAUUUUUAAUGCUUAACUUUGCACAUAUGCAUGCUUCACUUGAAAAUUAUAUUUUCUGCAUAUUGUUUCGAUUUUUCUGUGUCAUUAAGGACAAUGUCAUUUUUAAGUUGGGGGGUGAAGUAUUCAUUAUUAAUUUAUGCUGGAGGACGAUUAAGAACAUGUGUUUGCAUUUUAUUCAACUUAGAACAGCAACUAAAAAAAUAAAAAUAAAAUAAAAUUCGAAAAAGCUGUAACAUCUAUUUUCUGGUUUUUUGUUAGGAACAACAAACUAUCAAAAAUAGCAGACAAAAAAAACAGCCCAAAAUUUUAAAUUCUAGAGACCCUUUUCUCACAUUUCAAUCCCCUAGACAAUAUUACUGAAAUUCAAAAUUACAGCUAUAAAGAGGAUAGUUUUGAUUUAUUUUUGACAAAUUUAUUGUUGCUAAAAAUAGAACUGAAAAUAGAAAACAGAACUUUCAGAACUAUCUAAUUUACAAAUUUCUUACAUCAUAUUACAUGCAUGCAAAAAUUAAAUCAAUUAGAUUGAUUGAUAUCAAAAGAUACUAGGAAGAUUAUUAUUGAGUCAAAAGAAUGAUCUAGUAACAUGAAAUGUUGGAAUACUCCUUGGAUACAUGAUAGAUAACAUGGAUUUGAUUUUACAGAUUUUCACUUCAUGAUCUUGAUGGAUAGUAUUUACUUGAUGUGAAAAUUUGAUUGAUCAUUUGAGUUUAAUGGAGAUUUUUGCACCUUGAUCUAUAGGACUUGUGAGGAGAAAUCACUUAUUUCGAAAAAAAAAAGAGAGAGCAAUGUGAAAAAUCUAGAAAUGAAGAAUACACAUGGAGGGUGUAAGACAUCAUUCUCAUUGUCGAAAAUCGUGUAUAGAAAAACACUUGCUGCAAAAUAAGUGGAUAAAGUGAAAGCCCUGAAAAUAAAGAGUACACAUGGAGGGUGUGAGACAUCAUUCUUAUUUUUGAAAUUUGUCUACAAGAAAAGCUACUUAUCCACUAUAUAAAAAAGAAAAGAGAAAAAAAAAGGAAGAAAUAUAGUGCAAACUUCAAAAAUCAAGCCAUAGAAAAAGGGAAAAUGUAGGAUCAAUAUUAUUCUUAGAUGAGUAUUGAUAAUUGGAACAUCUUGUAAAUACAUCUAUGAGUGAAGAAGUGAUAAAGAUGUGAAUAGAAGAAGUGAAGUCUAGAUUGUUAUUCCAAGGAGUGUUUAAACAUUUAAGUACUUGACAUCAUUCUUAAAUAUUUAAUAUAAGAAUCUAAAGUGUCUAAAGGUGCAUCAUUUCUAAUUGUAUUUUUUUUUGUAUUGAAAUAUGAUGUUUGAGAUUUGUAAAUUUUUAUUUUCGUAAUUCCAUUGCUAAGGGACUAGCAAUGAUUUAAGUUGGGGGCUGUGAUAAGUCUUCAUUAUCAUGAGUUAAUAAUUAGUAAAUAAUAUAGUUUUAGCGUUAACUCAUGAUAAAUAGACUUAUAUUUGUGUUAAAGUGUGAAAAGUGGUUUUUAGUUGAUUAACGUGAUUUUUUGGGUAAUUAUGUGAUUUUAUACGAUUUUUAUAGUCUUGCUUUUAGAUAAAUGAAGAUCAAGAAAUAAAAAUAAAAAUAUUGCAAAAUGAGAGGACCCGCCGGCCAGCCGGGACCGCAAGCGGGUCGGAAGCGUAGUCAGAGAGUAGCCGCGAGCAGGGGCUCGAGCAGCUUGAACCGAUGGGGGCACGUGUGCGCCACUCCCCUUCCACGUCACCUAUGGCCAGCCGGCUGUGGGGCAAGGAGUGGUCGUACAUGUGCGAGAAAGGGACUUUGCUUAGGAAUGUAGCAUUACUAUAUAUUCGCCCGAAAAUUCGGCGCACAACCGAUGUGAGACUAAACCCGUCACCUUCCUCAGAAGAGGCGGGGCAACCGGCGUGGGUUCGAAUCCUCCUAGAGCCAAAACUCAUAUUUUUAUCUGAUUAUUGCGACUUUCCUGCAGAUUGCCGGUGAGGGAUUAAGCAACCAGAAUUGCUAGAUCAUCGGCAAAAAUCUCAUCAACACGAUUCACGGAGCAUUGUUACUAAAAUUGCUGAAGGAUUCGCGAUAAAAGGAUCGCGAAUCCAUCGAGUAAAUCAUCUCCGAUUGAUCGGCGAACAAGCUGUCGUUGGGAAGAAGACGAUCCACCGGGAGACAAGUCAUCACCUCUUGAGAGCGUAUCACAUGCGAUGAAGAGCCUCCUCUUGCUACGCGGACCUGAGGAUCAAGCUCCCUGACACACACCCCACCUCCAUCCAACUCCUCUCCAUCAAGUGACAGCCGCCAGAGAGCCGCAAAGUCGCCGUUUUUCCGCUCCGCCGGGUGACAGCUGCUGGAGAUGACUCGGCGACCCACUUCAUUGAUCUCUAGACUUCGCAAGAAGAUCUAGAGAUUGCCCACGUCGUCUUUGUCCAAGGAGAGCCUUCGAGGCUGUGGACACUACACGACGAUCCUCCCGAACGCUCAAGAUUCUGGUGCAUCACCGACGCAUCGCCGUCACGACACCAGAACUCUGUUUUCCUGCUUUCAACUUACUUUACGGUUCAUUUAGUGAUAAUCUUUGUGUUUUUAAUUUACCAAAAGAUACUUCGUUCAACUACGAUUCUUCUAGUUUUUACAGAUCUUAAUUUGAUUAAUUAAAUCGUCUGUAAUCGCUUAUGUAAGAAUUGCCGGGCAGAACUCUAUUUUCGCUCGAUUCGCGUUCGCCGGGCGCUGACGUCAUCCUGACGUCCACACCCUUAUUUUCUUUUUUUUGUGAAUUUUAAAUAUAUUUCCUUUUCAUUUCCUAGUAUAAAAUUCAUAGAAAAUCGUAUUCAUUGAGAAAAAUUCGGAAUAAUUACCAAAUAUUAUAUUACAUCCCUGUGAUCGACCUGGAAAAUGACCGCUAUUUUUGGAAAUUUUAUGGAAUUAUAAUUGAUAUAUUUAUUUAGAAAUACUUCUAAAUAUCAAAAAAAUCAUAUUUUCUAAUUUUAUAAAUUUUAAAUUUGCGUGAUUUACUAUACAAUGAUUGAGUCACGUCAGUCAUCAAUAAGAACGAUCUAAUAUUAGUAGCCUGAGAGGGAAGGAGUAUGAGUAGGACCCCAUACAUUACAAUGGAUGAGAUCAGAAGAGGAAGAAGAGAGAAUAGCAUCUCAACUGAGGUAGAAGGAACGGUGAUGUUUACUUAGUUGACAUGACUCACACACAUACUUCUUAAGAGAAAGUUACAGUAAUUUUUUUUGAAGUUUCUCAAAACAGGGAUGGCGUAACCUUCAAUGCCAUAAGAGGGAACAAGUGAUGGUAGAGACAACAAAAAGGACUUGAAGGCUAGAAGAAGGUUCAGUAGAAAUAAGUUCAUAGAUACCUCAUCCAUUCUCACGGUCCAAACUAAUUUUCUAGCUAGUGUGCAGAUCCUAGAAAGUGUAAUGAAAAAGAAAAAAGGUAACAAUACAACCAAGGGCAUGAGUAAUGACACUAAUCGAGAGAAGGUUCAUAGUAAAGUCAUGAACAUAAAGGACAUGCUAGAGGGGAAGAUUAGGAGUGAUGAGGGUAGUGCCACGGCCUUUGAUUGAACAAGUCUGACCAAUGACAAUGGUGAUAGGGGGAUGAGGAGUAGGUUGAUAUGAAGAUAAAAGGGAUGAAGUGUCGGUUGAUGUAACUUAGUUGUUGUAUAGUAAAUCACCCAAAUUAAAAUUUAUAAAACUAGAAAAUACUAAUUUUUAGAUACUUGGAAGUAUUUCUAAACAAAUAUAUCAAUUAUAAUUCAAUAAAAUUUUCAAAAAUAGUGGUAAUUUUCCAAAUCGAUCAUAGGGAUUGAGCAAUUUUUUAGAAUUUUCUUCAAAGAAUAUGAUUUUCUAUGAAUUAUAUACUAGGAAAUAAAAAUGAAAUAUAUUUAAAAUUCACGAAAAAGGGAAACAAGGGUAUGGACGUCAUGAUGAUGUCAACGCCCGACGAACGUGAAUUGGACGAAAAUAGAGUUCUACCUAAUGAUUUUUACAUAAGUGAUUACAGACAAUUUAAUUGACCAAAUUAAGAUCUGUAAAAGUCAGAAGAAUCGUAAUUGAAUGAAGUAUAGUUUGGUAAAUUUAAAUCACACAAAUUAUCACUAAAUAAAGCAGAAAUAAAGUUAAAAAUAGGAAAAUAGAGUUCCAGCGUCAUGGCAGCAAUGCGUCGGUGAUGCACUGAAAUCUUGAGCAUUUGGGAGGAUCGUUGUGUAGUGUCUAUGGCCUCCAAGGCUCUCCUUGGACAAGUACGAUGUGGGCAAUCUUUACAUCUUCUUGCAAAGUCUAGAGAUCAAUAAAAUGGGUCGUCGAAUCGUCUCUGGUAGCUGUCACUUGAUGGAGUGAAAAAAUAGCAACUUUGCAGCUCUCUGAUAAUUGUCACAUGAUAGAGAGGAGCUGGAUAGAGGUGGGGCACGUGUCUGGGAGCUUUAUCUUCACGUCCACACAGCAAGAGGAGGCUCUUCGUCACAUCUGGUAUGCUCUUAGAAGGUGAUGAUUUGUCUCCCGAUGAAUCAUCCUCUUCUCGACAACGGCUUGUUCGUCGAUCAAUUGGAGAUGAUUUACUCGAUGGAUUCACAAUCCUUUUAUCGCGAAUCAUUCAACAAUUUUAGUAACAAUGUUCCGCGAAUCGCGUUGAUGAGAUUUUCGUCGAUGAUCUAGUGAUUUUAGCGACUUAAUCCUUUACCAGCAAUCUGUAGGAAAGUCAUGAUAAUUAGAUAAAAAUACGAGUUUUGGCUCUAGGAAGAUUUGAACUUGCGCCAGUUGUCUGCUUGCAUGAGAGAGAUUGAAAUAAGUAUUAUAAUGCCUUUAUCAAGUGACGUCAUCAUGAUAUAUCUUUGUUAUAAAUAAAAGAUAUUUUAGGUAUUUAAAUCUUCAAACCUUUUCGAGGGAAGGUAUGACAUGGGUUUAGUCCCACAUCACUUGUACGUCAAAGUUUUGGGUGCAUAUAUAGUAAUAUUAUAUUUGUAAGUAAUGAGUCCCUUUCUCUCACAUGUACGACCACUCUUUACCCCACAAUUGGCUGGCCAUUGGUGAUGUGGAAGGGGAGUGGCGCACACGUGCCCCCAUCAGUCCUAACUGCUUGA